Messenger RNA from Anarrhichthys ocellatus (wolf-eel), 2175 nucleotides. RefSeq names its product neuroendocrine convertase 1-like. Gene Ontology annotation, cellular component: Golgi membrane; trans-Golgi network. Gene Ontology annotation, biological process: protein processing. The record is from RefSeq and is a predicted model, not a curated record. The transcript has 16 exons. Gene Ontology annotation, molecular function: serine-type endopeptidase activity. The coding region runs from base 236 to 2041 and encodes 601 amino acids. NCBI's taxonomy places the organism in Eukaryota, Metazoa, Chordata, Actinopteri, Perciformes, Anarhichadidae.
GUAUUUGUUAGAGUGUUAUGGUAAUAUUUGAAAUCGUAGGUGUUUGUGUUUUUCCAAUAUAGAUAUUCAUAAUGUCAGUUUUUAGACUUUGUUAUGAACAACCAAUGGAGGGAGAUGUGUAUCCAGUACGAAUACUGUUGUGUAUCAGUCUACAAAGGAAAAUGAUGUAGAACUGAACAAUGAAAGAGCAGCUAUUUUGAUUAUUGUAAUUGCUUGUCUUUUUUUCCAAGUAGAAAUGCCAAACAGUUACCGGUUCCAGGGACUCAAAUGCUCCAUGUUCGGUGCAGUCCUGCUGGUGCUUGGCUGCCUGCUGCAGAGGAAUCUAGUGACCACAGAGGGGCAUCGUGGGACCAACCGCCACGUCUUCUAUGCCGUGCAAAUGGACGGAGGCACCGGAGCCGCCAGAGCUCUGGCCAAGCAGCACAGACUGGAGUUCAUACAACGGGUUGGCAGCCUGGAGGACGUGUACACCCUCAGAGACAGCAGGGGGCGCCCUGACAGAUCCACCUUUGAGAGCAGACUUUCUACAGCAGUGGGGGUGCAGCAGGUGCAGAGGCAGCACGCUCAUUAUAGAAACAAGCGGGUUCCUUUGACAGGACUGGACCUCAGAACCACUCACAGUUCCCAGAGGAGAGAGUCUGCAUCUGACAGGCAGCCUGAGGAGAGUAAGAGUGACCAGUCCCUCACCUUCAAUGACCCGCUCUGGCCCAUGCAGUGGGAACUGUUUGCACAGGGCGAGUACAACAGUGGGUUUGACCUGAAUGUGAUGCCGGUUUGGAUCAACAACAUCACCGGUGAUGGAGUAGUGGUCAGCAUCAUUGAUGAUGGUGUUGAUCACACAAACAAGGACCUGGAGAAAAACUUUGAGGCCCUCGCCAGUUUUGACCUGCUUGCUUCACACGGCCUGUCACAUGAUCCCAUGCCAGUUAGAGACAAGGAUAAUAGUCACGGUACCCGAUGUGCAGGGGAAGUUGCCAUGGAGGCCAACAACUCCUACUGCGGUGUGGGCAUCGCCUUCAAUGCCAGGAUCGGAGGUAUCCGCUUGUUGUACGGCCCUGUCACCGAUGCCAUGGAGGCCACAGCUCUGACCUUCAACAUCCACUUCAUCGACAUCUACGUCUGCAGCUGGGGCCCGCGAGACGACGGGGCCACAAUGGACGGGCCGCACAGCCUGACAGCGCGCGCCCUUCGGCUAGGAGCCCACAAGGGACGAGGUGGAAAGGGCAGCAUCUUUGUGUGGGCGGCAGGUAAUGGCGGAAUGCACCGCGACCACUGCGGUGCAGACGGCUACGUCAACUCCAUCUACAACAUCGCCAUCGGCGCCGUCUCUCAAACAGGGAGGCCCGCCUCCUUCGGCGAGCCCUGCCCCGGUGUGAUGGCCGUCACUCUGACAGAGUCCGGCGUGGGAGGCUCACUACCUCUGGUCACUGUGACCAACAUCGACGACGGCUGUGUCACACACUUUCCAGGAACAUCCAGUGCUGGUCCGAUCGCUGCAGGGAUCCUGGCUCUUACGUUAGAAGUGAAUCCUGAGCUGACGUGGAGGGAUGCUCAGCAUCUGAUCGCAGCGACGGCAAAGAUCCCCGACCCCAAAGAGACUGGCUGGACCAUCAACGCGGCAGGAUACCAUGUUCACCAUAGGUAUGGUUUCGGAUUGUUGGAUGCAGGGCUGAUGGUGCAGCAGGCUGUGCACUUCAACGCUGUUGCUCCACAGAGGAAGUGCAUGCAAGAAUGCACACUCCAUCCUACCCGGAUCCUUUCUCCAGGAGGCGGGGUCAGUGUAAACAUUCAAUCAGACGCCUGCCUUGGGAGCACUAAUGAGAUCAACACUCUGGAGCACGUUCAGGUGAGAGUGAGCAUCAACACCGUGUGUCGCGGUGACCUCUCCAUCAGCCUGGAGUCUCCAGCUGGCACCGUAUCACUGCUGUUGGAUACACGGCCCAAUGACGCCUCCACUGCUGGCCUGAAAAACUGGACCCUGAUGACGGUGCACUGCUGGGGGGAGCAGCCACGAGGCCUCUGGACCCUCCAGGUGAGAUGAGAGUACUGUCAGAUACGCUGCUUUUUAUAUGUAGUUUUUCAUCUUUAGCCACACUAGCAGUGCUAAUUAGCAUGCUAAACUAAGAUGGUGAACAUGGUAAUUAUUAUAUUUCAUUUUUAUAAGAAAUAGUUACC